CCACCCACACAAUCGAGGGUGAAAACCCUAGAAGCGAAAUUCCUAGAAACAAGUGCAGUGCAUUUCGAUACUCUAUCACCAUUUGGCAACGACUGACCGACUCGACCAUCAACGCCGUCACCAUGCCGAGCCACAAGUCUUUCCGAACCAAGCAGAAGCUUGCCAAGGCCCAGAAGCAGAACCGCCCUGUGCCUCAGUGGAUUCGCCUCCGAACUGGCAACACCAUCCGCUACAACGCUAAGCGAAGGCACUGGCGCAAGACCCGCAUCGGUAUCUAAACCAAUGUUCCUCAACUGUUGUCCGCCCCCGAGCCCAGCACCCGACUUUUCUCUCUUGGGCAUGGUAUCACGAUGAUUGAUGUGAACGGAAAAGGGGAGGAAUGAUCUUGUUAUGGCGCGAACUGAACUACGGGGCCGUGUCUGCACUGCGCGUGCACACGGGGGCGAUGGGCAGGUUGCCUGGUUUAUCCAUUAUUGCGGUUACUGCAUGUCACGGACGGUCAUAGGGAAAAAGGAAUGCAAAGACUUUGAUGCCCCAAAAAAGAAAACGGGCCUGAACUACAUGGAUGCAGUCCACCUCGCCUGUGAACGACGACAACGCAAAUGUUUGCUCUUGUGUGCUGUCUUUUUGAGCAGCAGACUGUAUGCUGUUAUGCAAGUCUUCAAGUAGUCAAAUUAACAAAUCACGCCCCAAACUUCACUUUCAC
This is a messenger RNA of Fusarium redolens, 706 nucleotides long. RefSeq names its product ribosomal protein L39e. Gene Ontology annotation, biological process: translation. The coding region runs from base 123 to 278 and encodes 51 amino acids. Gene Ontology annotation, cellular component: ribosome; cytosolic large ribosomal subunit. The record is from RefSeq and is a predicted model, not a curated record. The transcript is spliced from 3 exons. NCBI's taxonomy places the organism in Eukaryota, Fungi, Ascomycota, Sordariomycetes, Hypocreales, Nectriaceae. Gene Ontology annotation, molecular function: structural constituent of ribosome.